AUGAGCGCUCCCCGAGUGGACGGCGCCGCCGCCAAUGGCACGCACAAGUACCAACGAGUGACCGAGCAGCCAGAGAAUCCGUUCGCAAAGCUGAUUCCCGAUCAAACAUUCGCCAUCAUCCCGGAAGUCACCCUCGAAUCUGGUGUCGUGCUCCGAAAUGUACCCGUCGCGUAUAAAACGUAUGGCACUCUUUCGCCCGCUGGAGAUAAUGCCAUGGUGAUAUGUCACGCCCUGACGGGUAGCGCCGACGUUGGUGACUGGUGGGGACCGAUGCUUGGAGGUUCUGGGAAAGCCUUCGACAUCUCGAGGUUCUUCGUCGUCUGCAUCAACAGCCUGGGCAGCCCGUACGGGAGCGCCAGCCCUGUCACAGCGAAAGAUGGCGACCCCUCAUUGGGUCAGUACGGACCUGAGUUCCCAUUGACAACUGUGAGAGAUGAUGUAAACAUCUUUAAACUUCUCCUCGACGAUCUCGGUGUGCGCCAAAUUGCCGCAGUCAUCGGAGGCUCCAUGGGAGGCAUGCUCGUCCUCGAAUUUGCCUACUUUGGUACGGAUUACGUCAAGAGCAUUAUACCCAUUGCAACGUCGGCACGAUACAGCGCGUGGGGGAUCAGCUGGGGAGAGGCACAACGGCAGAGCAUUUACAGUGACCCGAAGUACGAAGACGGAUACUACACCUAUGAGGACCCUCCUUCCACGGGUCUAGGGGCUGCCCGCAUGUCGGCUCUCCUGACGUACCGCAGCCGUGAUUCGUUCGAGUCGCGCUUUGGCCGCAACACGCCUGACGUGUCCAAAAAACAGAGCAUCAACGUGGUGCCCCGUCCAAAUACACCUUCGCACGAGCACUGGGCGAUCCACAACCAUGGCCACAAAAAUGCCGGCUCGCCUCGCGUGUCACGAACCAAUAGCGCUGCUGCUCUUACUAGCUCAGCAAAGACGGCCGAUCUUGAGUUCAAAGACGCCUCAAAUCCACCUUCCCCACCGAUGAACGGCAAGCUGAGUAGCCCUCUAUCGCACUACCAGAGCUCUCGCACACCCCACUAUUUCUCCGCGCAAUCGUACUUGAGGUACCAGGGUGAGAAGUUCAUCAAGAGGUUCGAUGCCAAUUGUUACAUUGCCAUUACUCGGAAGUUGGACACCCACGAUCUCUCCCGGCACCGCUACCCAGAAGGCUUCAAUGCGGAGACAUUGGACCCAGUAUUAGCGUUGCAGCAUGCCCUAUCGCUAAUCAAGCAGCCAACCCUAGUUCUCGGCAUACAGUCCGAUGGUCUCUUCACCUUUGCAGAGCAACAGGAAUUAGCCGCUCACAUUCCGAAUGCGAAACUUAAGACAAUCGAUUCGCCAGACGGCCACGAUGCUUUCCUACUCGAGUUCGAACAGGUCAAUGGGCAUCUUUGCGGUUUCCUCAAAGAAGCUCUUCCAGAGAUCAUGAAGCGCACUCCGAACGUCGACAAUAUCGGUCUGGCUGAGACAGGCAUGAAUGCUACCAAGACAAGCACUUUCGGCGAGGCUGAAGUGGAAGACAUUACCGCUUGGUAG
Didymosphaeria variabile is the source of this 1536-nucleotide messenger RNA. RefSeq lists its product as uncharacterized. The record is from RefSeq and is a predicted model, not a curated record. The coding region runs from base 1 to 1536 and encodes 511 amino acids. Gene Ontology annotation, molecular function: homoserine O-acetyltransferase activity. Lineage: Eukaryota; Fungi; Ascomycota; Dothideomycetes; Pleosporales; Didymosphaeriaceae. Gene Ontology annotation, biological process: L-homoserine metabolic process. The transcript has 3 exons.